AUGCCAAAAUGGCCAGCGGGUGUGGCAGAUGCCGGCGCCGGCAGCCUUCGCAGCACCCUGGCGCUGGUGCAGCCGGGAGACUCCACGACGAUCACGUUUUCCUCGAGCGUCGCCGCGGGCUCGACGAUCGACCUCGCAGCGUCGGGCUCCCUCGUGCUCCCCGCGCUGACCGGCGCCGGCUCCCUGACCGUCCGCGCGCCCGCGGGCGCGCCGCUCGUUGUUAAACAGUCGCUGGCCUUGGGCGGGAACGCGGAGACCGUCCUCGGAGACAAGCUCACGGUCGCCGCGGCCAACCCGUCCGUUUUGGUGGAGUUCAUCAACUUCCACUUUCAAGAGAUGACGUUUGCAGUGGUUGACGGCGAGCUCUGCUUUACCGACUGCAUCUUCAGCUCUCAGGGCGCCAGUGCAGGAGUUGAGUCUAAGGGCGCUCUGAUCAUCUCGGGCGACCGCCCCAAGCUGACCCUGACGCGCGUGACCAUCCAGGGCUUCCGUAAGUGGACCCCGGGCAACGUCGCCUUCAGCACCGGCGCUGGCGCCGCGAUCAUUGCGGACCCCACGUAUUCGGCGGCGUUCGCGCUCCGCCCGACCGGGAUCGUGGCUGUGGUGCGUGCGGGCAGUAGUGUGCUUGCUGGUGGGGGCCCGCGCCGCCGUUAA
Messenger RNA from Monoraphidium neglectum, 654 nucleotides. RefSeq lists its product as hypothetical. The record is from RefSeq and is a predicted model, not a curated record. Lineage: Eukaryota; Viridiplantae; Chlorophyta; Chlorophyceae; Sphaeropleales; Selenastraceae. The transcript is spliced from 2 exons. The coding region runs from base 1 to 654 and encodes 217 amino acids.